CAAUCAGCGCAGCUCAGUGGGCGGAGGGUGCCUGAUAGUGACGCAGCCGCCCGCUGAUGGAGUGCGAUCGCUUUCGUGGUUAGGCUGCCGGAUGCAGCCACUGCUACCUUUGUAGACGAUAAGGAGAGAAACAGAGAACAUUGGACAGUGGAUCUCGGUUUUGGGUAAAGAAGACGGGAAAAAGUAGAGAAUAAACCUCUUCCGCUCCCAGCUUCCCUGGACAACCGGAGGUUAGCCUCUGUCCGCCUCGAUAGGUUUUGCAACUGAACCCAAACAAAGAGACAAAGCUAUGGAGGAACAGUUUCUUUGAGUAAUUAAACAGUGCAUCAGAGCAAUGGAUCAGCAAGUGGGCUUCCUGCUGUGCACCUUUGCCAUUUACCAGAAGGACGUUGUUCAAUAGUGGAAUAAGAGAUCAAUUUCAUGAUAUAUUUACGAACAGCCACCAAUGACCUCUUUGUUCUCCGGCCUGUUUGGAACUUGGUCCACCAGUAUUUUCUUUCUUCCAGAUUCAACAUAGAAUGACAACAGAAAGGUAUAGGCCUACAUGGGACCUGGCAUUGGAUCCCCUUGUAUCCUGUAAACUGUGCCUUGGGGAAUAUCCUUUGGAGCAAAUGACAACAAUAUCACAGUGCCAAUGUGUAUUCUGCACUCUGUGUCUGAAGCAAUAUGUGGAGCUUUUAAUAAAGGAGGGCUUGGAAUCUGCAGUUAGCUGUCCUGAUGCUGCUUGCCCUAAGAGAGGCCACCUACAGGAAAAUGAGAUUGAAUGCAUUGUAGCAGCAGAACUUAUGCAAAGAUAUAAAAGACUGCAGUUUGAAAAAGAAGUGCUUUUGGAUCCGUACCGAACUUGGUGCCCGUCCUCUACUUGCCAGUCCGUCUGCCAAAUCAAGGAGGUGGAGUUGCAGCAGGCCCAGAUGGUGCAAUGUGCAGCCUGUAACUUGCAGUUUUGUUCUCUCUGCAAAGCAAAUUGGCAUCCAGGGCAGGCUUGCCAAGAAAACAUGCCCAUUACCUCAUUCCUUCCUGGAGAAAGAAGUUCAUUCUUUGAAAAUGAUGAAGGGGAUGAUGUCCCAAUCAAACGUUGUCCAAAAUGCAAAGUCUAUAUCGAAAGAGAUGAGGGUUGUGCACAAAUGAUGUGUAAAAAUUGCAAGCAUGCCUUUUGCUGGUACUGCCUGGAAUCCCUUGAUGAUGACUUCCUAUUAAUUCACUAUGAUAAAGGCCCGUGUCGAAACAGGCUUGGCCAUACACGUGCCUCUGUCAUUUGGCACAGAACCCAGGUAGUUGGAAUAUUUGCAGGCUUUGGCCUUUUGCUAUUAGUAGCAUCUCCUUUCCUUCUGCUUGCCACGCCGUUUGUCCUCUGCUGCAAGUGUAAAUGUAACAAAGGAGAUGAUGAUCCUUUGCCCACAUAAGCAUGAUGCCCCGAUAAAGAAAACCGGAGGAUGAAAUUCUAUGAAUGUUCUUUCCUACAUAACUAUCAUCUCAAAAUGUCUGAUUUUUGUCUCAUAAUAUUUCCCAACGUAAGCAUUUAUUUUCCACCUUGCACAAGUCCAGGGUCUGUGAGAGUGCAGUGAUUUUUGUUAGGUGCAGAAAAGAGGCAAUUAGAUCAUAUAGGGGACAAUUUAGUCCAAGUGAACACACUGGAAAAUGGUAUACUGCACAAACUUCUGGAAUAUGUGAAGCAAGCUUAAAAUUAUACUUUCUUGAAUGGUUCUAAAAGAGUGGUGCACUUGACCAUGUACAGCUGUACAGUAAAAUGCUAGAUUUAUUGGUUAUAUCAAGAAGGAAAAUGAGCAGUUUUGGAAUAAGCAAACAUGGAUGAGAAGCAAGCUGAUGUUUCAGCAGAAGGAGAGAGAAGGCAUUCUCUCACGGUUGCAAGUUCUAUCAGAAUUAUUUUUUUAACAUGAAAAAGCCCACAUCCUUUUCUAUAAAGAGACUAAGGUCAAAUUUUCUGUAUAAAAUUCUUUCAAAAGGCAUUUUUGACUAUUUUAAUUGGGGAUCUAAAGGUUUCAUAAUUUCUAUGUCCUGUGAUUUUUUUUCAUGCCAUACGUAGACUCAAUUUGAAAAUAAUAUUGCCAUGUUUAUUCUCUGAAUACCUAAAGGUGCAUUGAUUCUUAAUAGAAAUCUGUAAUGUAUCUGUAAUUUUGACUGCUGAUUAGAGACUGGUUGCUAUCUAUGGGACUGUGAAGAUGCAAAAACCAUGCAACACCUAUCAUGCUCUUAAUGUCAGAAUGAUAUUUAUUGAAAUUCAUUCCUCAAAAGAUGCUGUGUUUUGUGCUAAGCAUAAAUGAUGUGAAUUUUCACUCAUUUCGACAAAUCAGACCUUACAAAUUAACUCUGAACAGAUAAAAGGAAAGUGAUGUGCCCUUCAACGUUUAUAAAAUGCUUUUUAGAUUUUAGCAAAUACAUUUUGUGAUAUAUAUCAAUACAACAGGAUCAUAAACUAUUAAGUUUAAAUCAUUACGACUCCUAUUCUUAAAAUUAUUCUUGGGUUUGUGUAGUUGAAAGAUGAAUGCCUAGUAAUUGGAAGCAUGAAUUAAUUAUCUUGCGGAGUUUUUCAUUGUACCAGGAUUCUGAAACAAAAGUAGAUAACAAGCAACUGGAAUCACUAAAACUAUAACACACUGAGGAGUGGAAUUGAGUCAUGCUAUGAGCUGUGCAUUCAUGUCUGUUUGGAUGUUUUAGUUACAAAGUUCUUACAGUACACUUUGAUUUAUCUCCAUGUUAAUUGUAAGAGAUUUUAUUCUAACUUUAAAUAAUAAUCUUUACAUUAAUAAAUGAUUAUUAAUGGCUAUAGUAACCAGCAACAAAAAUUAGAUGGUGUUUUUAUCGUUUAAUUUCAGGGUUAGAAAGUGAACACAAUUUUAGUGGAAAUACAAAUUAAGCCAAACACAGGAGUACAAACUAGGAAGCAGAAUAAACAAGAGAAAAUCUGCAGAUGCUGGAAAUCCGAGCAACACACACAAAAUGCUGGAGGAACUCAGCAGGCCAGGCAGCAUCAAUGGGAAAAAUUAGUCGACAUUUCGGGGCGAAAUCUUUCAGCAGGAC
Molecule: messenger RNA, 3039 nt
Organism: Mobula hypostoma (lesser devil ray)
Lineage: Eukaryota; Metazoa; Chordata; Chondrichthyes; Myliobatiformes; Myliobatidae
Product: probable E3 ubiquitin-protein ligase RNF144A-A
Exons: 10
Coding region: 519-1403 (294 amino acids)
Biological process (GO): ubiquitin-dependent protein catabolic process; protein polyubiquitination; positive regulation of proteasomal ubiquitin-dependent protein catabolic process
Cellular component (GO): ubiquitin ligase complex; cytoplasm; Golgi apparatus
Molecular function (GO): ubiquitin protein ligase activity; zinc ion binding; ubiquitin conjugating enzyme binding
Source: RefSeq, a predicted model, not a curated record